Messenger RNA from Effrenium voratum, 753 nucleotides. The record is from the annotation of a GenBank genome assembly. Lineage: Eukaryota; Dinophyceae; Suessiales; Symbiodiniaceae.
GAGGCUCGCCCCAGCUUUGCCGAGAUCGUCCGGGUUCUGCGGGCCAUGGCUGAGGGGCCUCAGGCGGCAGCGAAGCCGGAUGGAGCGCAGGUGCGUGCCGCCUCUUCCAGCCAGGAGAGGCGAUCGAGGGACCCGGCAGCGAGCGCCAGGCGCGCCGCCAGCCCAUGCCCCAGGGUGCAUCCCUGUUUUGGCGCGAGCCCGCGACCUGGGGUUCUGCCGCAGUGGCCGCAACAGCAGCAGCAACAGUGGCAGCACCAGCAGCAGCACCAGUGGCAGCAGCAGCAGCAACAGCAGCUGCUGCAGCAGCAGCAGCAGUUGCAGCAGCAGCAAGAGCAGCAACAGCAGCAGCAGGAGCAUCAAGGCCAGAAGCAGCCUGAGUUGGAACUAUUUGCCUUGGAGUGCAUUCGCGCACAAGGCGUGGACUGCCAGAUGCUGGCGCCGGAGCGGCGCCGGAUCGUGCACGGGCUGUCCAGAGAGGCGGGCAACGUGCCGAGGGCCUUGGAGAAGAAGGGCCCGCUGCAAGUGGGGCGCGCCUUUCAGACUCCCCUCUUCGAGGAGAGCUGGUGGCGAAGAGCGUCUCCGGGCGCUCCACCAUCUCCCGGGAGCACUUCCAGGUAUGGGUGGACGCCUCGCAAGGGCGAGGCGCUUGCAACUUCAUCCUCCAGAACUGCAGCGGCAACGGCACGCGGCUCAACGACCAGCUCCUGCAGGGGCGAGGGGAGCAAGCUCCCCUGCACCACGGGGACCUGGUGA